GUUUCCGGUGCGCUGUGUCCUUUUCCUGUAGCGCGCGGUGAGGUUUGGUGUGUCAGCUACAAUCCGGCGCCAUCUGACCUGCUGGUUGUAGAGACGCGUGUGUAAGAUGACGGAACAGAUGACGGUGAGAGGGACGCUGAAGGGACACAGCGGAUGGGUCACUCAGAUCGCCACCACACCGCAGUUCCCCGACAUGAUCCUGUCUGCGUCCAGGGACAAGACCGUCAUCAUGUGGAAGCUGACUCGAGACGAGACGAACUACGGCGUCCCCCAGCGCGCUCUGAGAGGACACUCGCACUUCGUGAGCGACGUCGUGAUCUCGUCCGACGGCCAGUUUGCUCUGUCCGGCUCGUGGGACGGCACUCUGCGUCUUUGGGACCUGACAACUGGCACGACGACUCGCCGCUUUGUGGGCCACACCAAAGACGUCCUGAGCGUGGCUUUUUCUUCUGACAACCGCCAGAUCGUGUCUGGAUCCAGGGAUAAAACCAUCAAGCUGUGGAACACUCUGGGAGUGUGCAAGUACACCAUCCAGGACGAGAGCCACACAGAGUGGGUGUCCUGUGUGCGAUUCUCCCCAAACAGCAGCAACCCCAUCAUCGUUUCCUGCGGCUGGGACAAGAUGGUCAAGGUUUGGAAUCUCGCCAACUGCAAGCUGAAGACGAACCACAUCGGCCACACGGGCUACCUGAACACCGUCACCGUGUCUCCUGACGGCUCACUCUGUGCGUCCGGCGGAAAGGACGGCCAGGCCAUGCUAUGGGAUCUGAACGAGGGGAAGCACCUGUACACUCUGGAUGGAGGAGACACGAUCAACGCACUCUGCUUCAGCCCCAACCGCUACUGGCUCUGCGCCGCAACCGGUCCAAGCAUCAAGAUCUGGGACCUCGAGGGGAAGAUUAUCGUUGAUGAACUGAGACAGGAGGUGAUCAGCACAAACAGCAAAGCCGAGCCUCCUCAGUGUACCGCGCUGGCCUGGUCUGCUGACGGACAGACGCUGUUCGCCGGCUACACCGACAAUCUGAUCAGAGUGUGGCAGGUUACCAUCGGAACACGAUAGAAGGAUUUUCUAAUGUUUGAACGUUGAAUUAAAAAAAAUAAUAAUUUUUAAAAA
Messenger RNA from Tachysurus vachellii, 1114 nucleotides. It is a transcript of the gene rack1, whose product is annotated as receptor for activated C kinase 1. Lineage: Eukaryota; Metazoa; Chordata; Actinopteri; Siluriformes; Bagridae. Gene Ontology annotation, molecular function: translation regulator activity; ribosome binding; protein kinase C binding. The coding region runs from base 107 to 1060 and encodes 317 amino acids. Gene Ontology annotation, biological process: rescue of stalled cytosolic ribosome; positive regulation of protein phosphorylation. Gene Ontology annotation, cellular component: nucleus; cytosol. The transcript is spliced from 8 exons. The record is from RefSeq and is a predicted model, not a curated record.